UGGAGGGGAGCGGCGGCAGCAGCACAGUCGCCUUCGCCGUCGUGUACGCACGCCGCCGCCGCCGCGCACCGGUCUCCCCGGUCGGGUCUACUAACCUAACCCGGUGGCCCGCGGGUCAGUUCACUCCGAUCUGGGAUCGCGGCCGCCAGGUCUCCGAAAGGUCAAAAAUCCGAAACGAUCGUCGUCCGUGCCGCCACAUUUCGCGCGUGUGAAUUUUAUUCGUUAUUCGAAAUCUGUUUUUUUGUUUUUAUUUAAUUUUUUUUUUUUCGAUUGUCUCAAAUCGAAACGAGACGAAAUAAAAAUUUUUGUUACCAAUAUCGGGGGAAAAAAGUGUUUUACACCGUGUGUUAUACACCAUCGGGAUAAAAUUAAAAAGAUAAUUUAAAUGUUCGUGCCUCGUUAUUGGUAAAAAAAAAAUCGUUCGUUCAGUGAUUUUAUUUCGCCGACCAAAACAGUUCGGCCGAACAACGGGAUCUCGUGCUGCAGCGCCUGGCGGUUUCCCGCGGUAAGCGACCAGCACCACCUGCACUUCCGCCAAGUCGGGGCACCAGCCCGACAGUCUCAGCAGAAGCUCAGGUGCACACCGGCAAGCACCAUUAUUAUUCCGCAUAACGGCCUCGCGGUGUGUCGCGCGGCGGUAGGCGGACUAUGCACAGUGUCCGGUGGCGGCGGUCCCGGCAUGACGGGCGUCGGCGGCCCGACCGGCGGUUCGGCCGCGCCGCCGUCGCACCAGGGCCCGCCGCACGGUGGCCCGCCGGACCUGCUGACCAGUGGACACCACCACGAUCUCGGCGGGUUCACCCGGAGCAUGGCGCUGGUGACGCCGGCGUGGCGCGACCCACCCGGUGGCGGCGGCGGUGGCCACCAUCUGGACGAGCCGCAGCAGAGCACCACGCCGGGCACGGCCAGCUCGCAGUCCGGCGGUUCGCUGGUCACGCUCGGCGGACAGUGCGAUAAGAACGGACAGAACAUCGAGUGCGUCGUGUGCGGUGACAAGAGCAGCGGCAAACACUACGGACAGUUUACUUGCGAAGGCUGUAAGAGUUUUUUCAAAAGGAGCGUGCGCCGGAAUCUCACGUACUCGUGCAGGGGAAGCCGGAACUGUCCCAUMGACCAACACCACCGGAACCAAUGUCAGUACUGUCGGCUGAAAAAGUGUCUGAAAAUGGGCAUGCGCAGAGAAGCCGUGCAGAGAGGUCGAGUUCCGGCCAGCCAGCCUCCCGGGCUCACCGGACUUCCAGGUCAGCUGUGCCUGGCCAACGGCGAGGCAGCCGCAGCCGCCGCGGCCGCCGCUGGAGCCGUCGGACUCAACGGCCACUCGUACCUGUCCUCCUAUAUAUCGCUGCUGUUACGAGCCGAACCGUACCCGACGUCUAGGUACGGUCAGUGUAUGCAACCGAACAACAUCAUGGGCAUAGACAACAUAUGCGAGCUGGCCGCCAGACUGCUGUUUAGCGCUGUUGAGUGGGCUCGGAACAUACCCUUCUUCCCAGACCUGCAGGUGACUGACCAAGUGGCCUUGCUGAGGCUCGUUUGGAGCGAACURUUUGUACUGAACGCGUCGCAGUGUUCGAUGCCACUGCACGUUGCCCCGCUGUUGGCCGCAGCUGGACUGCAUGCAUCUCCGAUGGCUGCGGAUCGUGUAGUCGCUUUCAUGGACCACAUACGCAUAUUCCAGGAGCAGGUGGAGAAACUCAAAGCCCUCCACGUAGACGCCGCCGAGUACAGUUGUCUGAAAGCCAUCGUCCUGUUCACCACCGGCAUAGUGUUCUGCGCUAUGGUCGGGUGUAAACACUCUAAACUGGACGCUGCGCCGCCGAUAUCGUAA
Molecule: messenger RNA, 1828 nt
Organism: Diuraphis noxia (Russian wheat aphid)
Lineage: Eukaryota; Metazoa; Arthropoda; Insecta; Hemiptera; Aphididae
Gene: svp
Product: COUP transcription factor 2
Biological process (GO): regulation of DNA-templated transcription
Molecular function (GO): DNA-binding transcription factor activity; zinc ion binding; sequence-specific DNA binding
Source: RefSeq, a predicted model, not a curated record